AUGGCUGAACCUGAAAAUGUGCCGAAUUGGCAGAAGAUCAGCCAACAGAAACAGGCACAUCGUGACAGUCUGAUUCCCCCUGCAUGGAAGCUCAAGACAUCUGAUUUCCCUCGGGGCAAUAAUGUCCUCGACGUUCCCUUAACAUGUGGGAUUCUGACAGAGGAAGAGAUCGACAUCACAUCAAACUACGAUGCAGUGGAUCUGGUUAAGUUAAUGAAAGAUGGAAAACACUCCGUUGAAGCUGUGACUCUUGCUUUCUGUAAGAGGGCCGCAAUUGCUUUACAACUGACAAACUGCCUCACUGAAAUCAUGUUUGACAUGGCUCUUGAACGUGCCAGGUAUCUAGAUGUCCUACGCCAGAAUAAUCCAACAGCACUAGGCCCCCUUUUUGGCUUGCCCAUCUCGCUGAAGGAUGCUUUUGAGAUCCCCGGCUUUGAUGCCACGAUUGGUUACGUCGCCUUCGCAAACAAGCCAGCAAAAUCCCCCUCCGCACUUGUAACUCUUCUGAGUGGCCUUGGAGCUGUCUUCUACUGCAAAACAAAUCUUCCCCAGACUAUGAUGACGGCAGACUCGGAUAACAAUGUCUGGGGUCGCACGCUGAAUCCCCACAAUACUAGCUUGACUGCCGGAAGAUCUAGCGGUGGUGAAGCAGCCUUGAUGGCCCUACGUGGUAGUAUCAUUGGGAUCGGCUCAGACAUUGCCGGGUCAGUCCGCAUACCGUCUGCGGCGUGCGGAAUAUACGGGAUCCGUCCAAGUGCUGGAGUUGUUCCGUUUGGGGGUCAAAAGAUGCCUUCAGCUCCAGGCCUGCCAUACAUCACUCCUGUAGUGGGGCCGAUGGCAACUUCUGCGCGAGCUUGUCGUUAUCUCCUCGAGUGUAUAGUGAAGGCGCACCCUGUAAGGUAUGACAGCCAGUGCGUCAACCUGUCAUGGCCAGAGGGUGCUUGCAGAAGAAUGAUGGAUACUGGCCGUAUUCGAAUAAGCGUGGCCCAAGAUGAUGGGCAUUUGACUGUUGCCCCUCCGCAACGGAGGGCUUUACAGCAAGCCGUCUCAGCGCUGCAAGAUUCUGGCAUCACAGUCAUUCCGAUCCAACUUCCUGAGGUCGAUGUCAUAGCACAGAAUAUUCUGGCAAACUUCACAAUGGAUGGCACCAAGUUCUUUCUGGACACUACUGUUAGGGCCGGCGACCCUCUAGUGCCAUCUGUGGUUGCCCUAAAUUUAGUGAAAGAGAGUCCGACAGCCACACUAGACGACAUCGCACGCUUCAAUGCCAUCCGUAACGAGCACAAAGAGCAAUACCUCAAGAUAUGGAACGACCUUGAGCUUGAUGCAAUCAUCAUGCCCAGCGCACCUCACACUGCAGUCCCACAUGAUAAAUGGACGUCGCUUAACUAUACAGCGAUAUGGAAUUACCUAGACAACCCAGCGGCUGUUAUCCCCAUCGACACUGUAAAACCAGGUGAUAUCCCAGACACCGCUCAUAAAUACGGAGCAGAUGAUGCAGCCUACUCCGCCUUAUACACCGGACCCGAGGCAUACAAAGAUGCACCUACUUCUAUUCAGGUAGUUGGACGCCGACAGGAAGACGUCCAGCUGUCUCUUAUAGUGGAAUAUUUCAGCGAUAUUAUUCAUGCACAUCUUAACCUCGAACAACUCUGA
Messenger RNA from Aspergillus wentii DTO 134E9, 1656 nucleotides. RefSeq lists its product as uncharacterized. The transcript is spliced from 4 exons. Bases 1 to 1656 code for a protein of 551 amino acids. Lineage: Eukaryota; Fungi; Ascomycota; Eurotiomycetes; Eurotiales; Aspergillaceae. The record is from RefSeq and is a predicted model, not a curated record.